CAAAAUAUUAAAAUCUCCCACUUUCUCUUCUCUUCGCUAUCCCUACGCCCUUUCUCACUCCUCUCUCUCUCUCUCUUCUCCAGAACUAAAAUCUUUGGGUGAAAAAGGAUAGAAAGAAAAGCAAUUUUUUGUGUUUCAAUUUUCAAUUUUGGAGUUUAAUUUGAAUCAAUGGCUCUGAAUUUGUUGCCUCCUGGAGAAAUCAAGAAACUUUUUUUCUCACAAUCCAACUGCAAUUUCAGCCUUGUCAAGAACAAAGGUGGAUUUGCUUUGAAGAGGAAUGAGAGCAUAUUCACUGCUGCAAAGAAAAUCCGGUGCUCGGCGCAGCCGCAGCCGCCUCCGGCCUGGCCAGGCCGAGCUGAAGUCGAGCCCGGCCGCAAGACAUGGGAUGGCCCGAAGCCAAUUUCGGUUAUUGGAUCCACCGGCUCGAUCGGAACACAGACGCUCGAUAUAGUCGCAGAGAAUCCGGAUAAGUUUAGAGUCGUCGCGCUUGCAGCUGGUUCGAACAUCAGCCUCCUCGCCGAUCAGGUGAAGACGUUUAAACCGCGUUUGGUUUCUGUCCGAAACGCUGCUUUAGUCGACGAGCUUAAAGAGGCUCUGGCCGAUGUCAAGGACAAGCCGGAAAUCAUUCCUGGAGAAGAGGGAAUUGUCGAGGUCGCGCGCCAUCCCGAUGCUGUCACUGUCGUCACAGGAAUCGUCGGCUGCGCAGGUUUGAAGCCUACGGUAGCAGCGAUCGAAGCUGGAAAAGACAUUGCGUUGGCUAACAAAGAGACACUAAUCGCCGGGGGGCCGUUCGUCCUCCCUCUCGCUCACAAGCAUAACGUCAAGAUUCUUCCGGCAGAUUCCGAGCAUUCUGCCAUAUUUCAGUGCAUUCAAGGCUUGCCGGAAGGUGCAUUGCGGCGCAUAAUUUUGACUGCGUCGGGAGGCGCUUUCAGGGAUUUGCCGGUCGAGAAGUUGAAAGAAGUUAAGGUAGCGGAUGCAUUGAAGCAUCCGAAUUGGAAUAUGGGGAAAAAGAUUACCGUAGACUCCGCGACACUCUUCAAUAAGGGUUUAGAAGUAAUUGAAGCGCACUAUUUGUUCGGAGCUGAAUACGAUGACGUUGAGAUCGUCAUUCAUCCCCAAUCGAUUAUACACUCAAUGAUCGAGACACAUGAUUCAUCCGUGUUGGCGCAAUUGGGGUGGCCGGAUAUGCGUUUGCCUAUUCUAUACACGAUGUCUUGGCCGGAGCGAAUUUAUUGCUCUGAGGUCACUUGGCCUCGUCUCGAUCUUUGCAAGCUUGGCUCGCUUACGUUUAAGGCUCCCGACAAUGUGAAGUAUCCGUCGAUGGAUCUUGCCUAUGCCGCCGGUCGAGCUGGUGGCACCAUGACCGGCGUUCUUAGCGCUGCCAAUGAGAAAGCUGUUGAAAUGUUCAUCAAUGAGCAAAUCGGGUACCUAGACAUAUUCAAAGUGGUGGAAUUGACGUGCGCCAAGCACCGGGAAGAGCUUGUUGUGUCGCCGACCCUAGAGGAGAUUGUUCACUACGACCAGUGGGCGCGGGACUACGCUGCCAGCUUGCAGCCGUCGGUGGCGGCGGCCGGAGUCAGCCCUGCACUUGUAUGAGAAAAAGCAACCAUUGAAGCUGCAGAGAUGAUGAUCAUAGAAUAAAUAUGAAUGAUUGUUGUUGUCGCCAUAGCCAUUUUCAAAUGAAGGUUUUGAUGAUCUUUGUUUAAACAAGUUCUAAUAAAUAUCCAAAUUUCAUCAUA
Messenger RNA from Andrographis paniculata, 1739 nucleotides. Its product is annotated as 1-deoxy-D-xylulose 5-phosphate reductoisomerase, chloroplastic-like. The coding region runs from base 169 to 1596 and encodes 475 amino acids. The transcript has 12 exons. The record is from RefSeq and is a predicted model, not a curated record. NCBI's taxonomy places the organism in Eukaryota, Viridiplantae, Streptophyta, Magnoliopsida, Lamiales, Acanthaceae. Gene Ontology annotation, molecular function: protein binding; 1-deoxy-D-xylulose-5-phosphate reductoisomerase activity; manganese ion binding. Gene Ontology annotation, biological process: isoprenoid biosynthetic process.